Messenger RNA from Periophthalmus magnuspinnatus, 2633 nucleotides. Its product is annotated as transketolase-like. Gene Ontology annotation, cellular component: endoplasmic reticulum membrane; extracellular exosome. Gene Ontology annotation, biological process: pentose-phosphate shunt, non-oxidative branch; ribose phosphate biosynthetic process. The transcript is spliced from 14 exons. The record is from RefSeq and is a predicted model, not a curated record. Lineage: Eukaryota; Metazoa; Chordata; Actinopteri; Gobiiformes; Gobiidae. The coding region runs from base 108 to 2003 and encodes 631 amino acids. Gene Ontology annotation, molecular function: thiamine pyrophosphate binding; transketolase activity.
CAGCUCCGCUCUCUGCAGCCUCUCGCUUCUUCGACCCGCUGCACGGCCACGCUUCUGCGCUCAUCCCCGGGUUUGUGGACUUUUCACUGCUCCAGUCCUUUUAUGAAAUGAUGCAAAUGGAGGACUACCACAAGCCGGACCAGCAGACCGUGCAGGCGCUGCGGAACAUCGCUGCCCGGCUCCGGAUCAACUCCAUCCGAGCGACUACGGCAGCAGGCAGCGGCCACCCGACGUCAUGCUGCAGCGUGGCAGAGAUCAUGUCUGUGCUCUUCUUCCACUCCAUGAAAUACCGCCCUGAGGAGCCUAGGAACCCCAACAAUGACCGCUUCAUCCUCUCCAAGGGUCACGCCGCCCCCGUGCUGUACGCUGUGUGGGCUGAGGUGGGCUUCCUCAAAGAGUCGGACCUCCUAAACCUCCGGAAAGUGGACUCCAUCCUGGAGGGACACCCGGUCCCGAAGCAGCAGUUUGUGGAUGUGGCCACUGGUUCUCUGGGACAGGGGCUGGGAGCGGCCUGUGGCAUGGCCUACACCGCCAAGUAUUUUGACCAGGCCAGUUACCGAGUGUUCUGUCUGCUGGGAGAUGGGGAGGUGUCAGAGGGCUCCGUGUGGGAGGCCAUGGCUUUCGCCUCCUUCUACCAGCUCCAUAACCUGGUGGCCAUCCUGGACAUCAAUCGCCUGGGCCAGAGUGACCCAGCGCCCCUGCAGCACCACGUGGACAAGUACCAGCGCCGUUGUGAGGCCUUCGGCUGGCAGGCGGUGGUGGUGGACGGGCACAGUGUGGAGGAGCUGUGUAAGGUGCUGAGUCAGCCUCGUCACCAGCCGCUCGCUGUCAUCGCCAAGACUAUUAAGGGCAAAGGCAUCCCAGGUGUGGAGGAUAAGAUGGGCUGGCACGGUAAGCCUCUGCCCAAAGACAUGGCGGAGAGCGUGAUCCGGGACCUCCAGGCUCGCAUGGUGAGCUGCAGUAAGCGCAUGUACCCUACCCCGCCUGCUGACGAUGCCCUACCCGUGUGCCUGAGGAACAUCCACAUGCCCAGCGCACCUGCAUACAAGUCUGGAGACAAGAUUGCCACAAGGAAAGCGUAUGGCAUGGCUCUGGCCAAACUGGGCCGGUACAACGAACGUGUGGUGGUCCUGGAUGGAGAUACCAAGAACUCCACCUUCUCUGAGCUCUUCAAGAACGAGCACCCCAACCGCUACGUGGAGUGCUACAUCGCUGAGCAAAAUAUGGUGAGCGUGGCCAUUGGCUGUGCAGCGCGUGACCGGAACGUUGUGUUUGCCAGUACCUUUGCCACCUUCUUCAGCCGAGCGUAUGAUCAGCUGCGUAUGGCUGCCAUCUCCGAGAGCAACAUCAACGUGUGUGGCUCCCACUGUGGGGUCUCCAUCGGAGAGGAUGGUCCCUCUCAGAUGGGCCUGGAGGACUUGGCAAUGUUCAGAGCCAUCCCCACGGCAACAGUGUUCUACCCCAGCGACGGUGUGUCCACAGAGAAGGCUGUGGAGCUCGCUGCCAACACCAAGGGUUUGUGCUUCAUCCGAACAAGUCGCCCUGAAAACAACAUCAUCUACAACUGUAACGAGGACUUCCACAUCGGACAGGCCAAGGUGGUGUGUAAAUCCAACGAGGACCAUGUGACAGUGAUCGGAGCAGGAGUGACCCUCCACGAAGCUUUGGCUGCUGCAGAAAACCUCAAGAAAGAUCGCAUUAACAUCCGCGUGAUCGACCCGUUCACUGUCAAACCCCUGGACUCCAAAACCAUCAUCGACAACGCGCGAGCCACUAGAGGGCGCAUCAUCACUGUGGAGGAUCACUAUUAUGAAGGUGGUUUGGGUGAGGCAGUGUGCUCUGCCGUGGUGAACGAGCCGGGCUUCUCUGUGCACCGACUGGCCGUGUCCCAGGUGCCCCGCAGCGGGAGGCCUCAGGAGCUGCUGCGGCUGUACGCCAUUGACCGGGACGCCAUCGUUCAGGCCGUACGCAAGAUGCUGACCAGCGCCGCUAAUGCCAUGUAACCACCUCUGACCUCACUGCUGCCACGGUGACCACCUAGAACCAGGAAGUACACCUCAGGCCUCUGUGCACUGCUGAGAUCAAUACUAAAGGGGUUUUUUUUGGAAACUAUUUUGUCUCUUAGUGAUGUUGACAUUGUUUAAACUAUUCUGUCCCGUAUAGAUCCUUUACCAAUUUUUAUGCUUAUUCAUACUUUGCAAUCAAAGUCAAAAACAUACUAGUAGUUGUUUGUUGCAAAUGUAAGCCACUAACUACAUGUACUGUGUUGUGUCUAGAACAGAGAACAUUAGCAAUUAAUUUUUUAGCUCUUUUUCAUAGAUUAGCAAGGUUUAUAAGUUAAACCUUUGGCUAAGGAACUCUCAUACAGGUUGAUGAUUUGUAUAACUGUGUCUGUAACAAUGCCAUUUUGUCAACUAAAAGCAUUCAUUUUUUGUAUUCUUAAAUUGACCAAAUAAUGUCAUGUUAAGUCUUAGAUUGAGUCAUGUGUUUAAAGGGCACGGCUCAGCACUGACCCUGAUCCUACCUCUGCUGUAGUGUGUGUAUGUGGUUUGGAGUAACAUGUUUUUCAAAGUGUCACUGUGUUUAGUGUUUUCAGAGGAGACCGUACUGGGCUCAUUCACAAUAAAAGGGAG